Molecule: messenger RNA, 4375 nt
Organism: Diaporthe batatas
Lineage: Eukaryota; Fungi; Ascomycota; Sordariomycetes; Diaporthales; Diaporthaceae
Exons: 2
Coding region: 2726-4057 (443 amino acids)
Biological process (GO): proteolysis
Molecular function (GO): aspartic-type endopeptidase activity
Source: RefSeq, a predicted model, not a curated record
UCCAGGUACCCAGGUACAGUACAUACAAGGUGCAGCUGACUGCAUCUGCUGACAAAAAUAACAUGCUGGACCGUCAACCGGCUCGGUGUCUCUGUCGACGACGCCAUGCUGGCUGGGGUUGGCUCCGAGUGGGUCCGCGUCGAAACAACCCCUCACCAGGCGUCCGAAGAUGCUGAAACCACGCCCAAACCAUCCUCCACAGAAGUUCAGAACAAGCCACCAACCGCAACAGAGCACCUGCCCCGGCGGCUCUUGCCAGUCGCGCGCUCAACCCCAGUCUGUGUUUCGAGCCCGAGCGAGCGAGCACUUUUUCCAGAAUCCCGUCAACACAUCACCCGCCGCCACUGCCACCCACCCACGCUCCUCGCCUCGCCCGCCGAAUCGCACGACCACGCGUCCUGCAGCUGGUGUCGUCAUCUCUCAGGGUCGUGCUCAGCCUGCAGUCGUCACCCCCGAGACCGACAGCCUCCUCCCUGGUGCUGCGUGGAGAUGAUGAUCCCCCCCAAGGACAAUCAACGCCUCACAGUCUGGACAGUCUGACAUUCUGGCCGACCUGCAAGACCAGGCGACAGUUGUCCGACACCUACAAUUGAUCAAUGCACACUGCACUGCACUGCACUUCAAUGCCGUGUUCUUGUCCUGAAGAUGGGCCAAGGCAGCUCUCGGAUCACUGUUCCGUUUCUGCUUCGUCCGAAUGCGCCUCUCGGCCAUCGCGACUGGCUCUCGGUGUGUGGGCGCCCGGCUCUGCGUUGCCUUUGCCUAGAAGCCCGGGAGGAUCAUUUGGCAGAUCAAUGGUGAUCACCCAUCCAUGCUGCCAUGCUGCUUGAGUCCUGCAGGCACAGCGGGCUCGAGCAGACAAACAGACAUGCAGCAGUUAAGCCUCGCCGCCUUGGGCAGAUCUGCGCAUCCCGGCCGCUGAUUCUACGCCUACAACGCCCCUGAAACGGCCACUGAACCAGUCCUGUGCCGCUGUUCCGCCAAGAGCCAAGAGCCAAGAUGCAAGAUCCGCCGUCUAAGCCAGCGCCAACUCAGAUCUGGCUACGAACCACCGUCCGAGGAAACGUGGUAAACGAAACUAACGCCACCCACGCCUGCUGGCCUGGGCUGCCUGGGAACGUAGACUCCCGGUGGGCUGUGCAGCUCAGGACCAACAGCUGGGCAGCUUUGAUUCAAUAUUGCUGGCUGCCGCUUGCACCAGCCUCAUCUUCGUCCAGUCUCUCCGUCUCUCCGUCUCCGACACCAUAGGAGUCGGGCUACAAUUUGUCAAAUAUCGUCCUCCCAUCAGUGCCGUGCCCGUCCCAUCCGCAGCAACUUCUAUUCGGGUAAUCCACCCACCUGGGCAAUCUGGGGCCGGUUGCUGGGCUCCCGAGGACCGCCUCCUCAGGUCGUCCAACCACCAGCCAAUUAUCAGCAUGAAAGCUUGUCCAGCACUGGCAUCCUGGGCACCCGCAGUCAACCGAUUGUUUUUUCUGAUGUCGACAAAUCUUCCUACGCUGUCAACGUUUGAGCUCGCCACGCGAAACGGGAUCAGUCCCAAGCCGGCACUCCAGAGUCUGGUUCUCAUCAAGCACCCCAAGCCCGUCAAUGGCGGGCCAUACUGGGAUGCUGGCGGUUUGCCAGGCACCGCUCAUCAGAUGUCAGUCAGGUCAUCCAUCGGCUGCACGCCCAUGGGCCAGCUCGACAGGCCCCCUCGCAGCCUGCCAUCAAUCAAAACUACCCUCAACCCCCCCUCCCAAUUAGUCCAAACACAGCCUGUUUGUUUUCCCACAGGCUGCAGCAGGCUUACCAUGGAUCAUUUGCCCUGGGCUCAUCUUACAUGAUACAGGAGGCAGGUCUGGAAGCCGUGGGUUCUGGUGUAGAGCUGGUCGAUUUUGCCGCUGGCCGCCUCGGCCGCUGAUUCGUGCAUGCCAAAAGGUGCGGUGCGAGCGACGGAAACCUUCCCAGACAAGCCACUGGCGGCCCGAUGGGGAAAAGGCUGAGCUGGACGUUGACUUAGCCUGCUCAGACGGACCCCAAUGUUGCAGAACAUGGCAUGAGGCUCCAGUCAAUCCCUGCAGAUGCGGCUCCUGGAUCGCCGCACCACCUUGGUCCACACCCAUGGGUGUCCCCCGGAUCUUGCUGGGGUCUGCCUCACUGUUUCUCCACCGCCAUGCCACAGACGCCGUCUUGGAUCGGCCUCAAAAUGCAACUGUGCGCGUCUGGCCCGCUGCCACCCUCGGGCUGAGCUUUCGCCAAUGAUGCUUGUCGAUGCUUGUACCUCUGCGCCAAGGGGGGCAAGCGGGUACGUAACCUUUGACCCCCUGUUUCCAGGGUGCCUGUUCCUGACGUGCCCUCACUCCCAUAUUCCCGUAUUCACCACCCCGACUUCACGACAGCCAUGACCAUGUCUCGGGUCUGAGCUCCUAGCCUUUCAACCCUUCUUAAGGUUCGUCUUUCUCGGGACUACUGUUCCUUUUCUCUCUCCUUCGUCAGCAGAGCUCGACUGGUUUAUCUACUUCGAUAUUCCUCUCCCCUUUCCCUCCAUACCUUUCCCUUUCUCACAUCCUUUCUUUGCCCAGUCUGUCUCACAUUCUUUGUUCGAGGUAUCGAGCAGGAGUAGGAAGAUUUCGGGUCUGAGCUGUCUCAUUCCCUCCUCCCUGCGUUUUUAUUUCUCCCUAACCACCUGGUGUGGCCUUUUCUUCGUUAAUUCUAUUCUCCAUCCCUCUCCCUCCAUACAGACGCCAAGAUGCAGUCGUUCAUCAGAGCCUUUCUCUUUCUAGGCCUCCUCGCCGCUCUGGUCGCGGCAGCGCCGUCACCUAAGCUCCAGAAGCGAGGAGUCUUCAAGGUCGAGCGGGUAGCAAACCCCAGCUUUGCAGGGCACAAUGGACCCAAGCAGCUGCUCAAGUCGCUGAGGAAAUACCGCAUGAACAUCCCACCAGGGCUGAUGGACUCGAUUCGCAACCAGGGCGCAACCGCUGACAAGCUCACCAACAGCGCCGCCGCCGUCAGCUCCGGCCCAGCACCAGCAAAGAUGGCGCCGAUGGCCAGCGUCAACGCCGCCAACGCCACCUCCAACGCCGCCAACGGAACUGCAGGUGUUGGUCUUGUGGCGGCCACCCCAGAGAAGGGCGACGUCGAAUAUCUGUCGCCCGUCACCAUCGGUGGACAGACCCUGAACCUUGACUUCGACUCUGGCUCAUCCGACCUCUGGAUCUUCAACACCCAGCUUGCUGCCCAGUCCACCGUCGGCCACACCCUGUACGACCCCACCAAGUCCAAGUCCCUGAAGAUGGUCCAGGGUGCUUCCUUCUCCAUCAGCUAUGGUGACGGUUCUGGGGCGGCUGGCAAUGUCGGAACUGACACUGUCGACAUUGGUGGUGUCACCGUGACCGAGCAGGCCAUUGAGAUGGCCACUGCCGUGUCUCAGUCCUUCACUGAGGAUGCCAACAACAACGGUCUCGUUGGCCUGGCCUUCAGCAAGCUGAACACCGUCAAGCCCCAGCAGCAGAAGACAUUCUUCGACAAUGUCAUGCCAUCGCUCGCUGAGCCCGUCUUCACCGCCGACCUCCGCAAGGCCGCCGCGGGUUCCUACGAGUUUGGCCGUGUCGACACCACCAAGUUCAACGGCACCAUGACCUGGGUCCCAGUCAACACCACCCAGGGCUUCUGGCAGUUCCCCUCACAGAUGUUCGCCGUCGGCAACGGUGCACCAACCAUGGGCCAGCCCGGCUUCCAGGCCAUCGCUGACACCGGCACCACCCUCAUCAUCACCAACCCCACCGUUGUCCAGGGCUACUACUCGCAAGUUCCCGGUGCCGUCAACGACGCCCAGGUCGGAGGUGUUACCGUCCCUUGCGACGCCCAGCUCCCCGAUCUGAUGAUGCAAGUUGGCGACAACUUCAUGGCUCGUGUCAAGGGCUCUGACAUCAACUUUGCUCAGGUCCAAGGAAACACUUGCUUUGGUGGUGUCCAGGCCUCCCAGGGCAACCUCGGCAUCUACGGUGACAUUUUCUUCAAGUCCCAGUUCGUCGCCUUCAACGGUGGCAACAACUCGCUCGGCCUGGCCGAGCACCAGUAAAUAAUGGGCGGUGGUGUAGGGUAGGACCAACAUGUGUCAUCAAUCGAGCGUUUCAAGAUCAUCAUUAUUUCCUACUAGUCUUUCUCCGAUGAAGAAUCAGGACAUACCAUUCCAUCCUUUGUGUACAUAACUGGAAGAAAACAGUUUACAGGAUGAGAAAAAGACCACAAAAGACCCCCUCAGGGAGGGAGGCAGGCUCGGCAGACGGCAGAUGGGCUGGGCUGGGCACGAGCGGUACUCGAUGCCUGAUCAGCAUAUUUACGAGACUUGGUCAAUAGAAACAAACAGAAUCAGAAUCAUAAAAAUGAUUAACUCGAA